UGCCGAAACGGGGAGACCAGAAAGACAUUCAUAUUCUGCACACACAGACUUGAUUUUCAGCCUUCGACGAAUUUUUAAUCCUGAUUGAAGAUUAAAAUAAUCAGUUUUUUCUUGCCUGUGAUUGUCAAUCUACUACUAGGGAUGCUGUAAUUCGUCUUAUAGUUAUCAAAAUUGAUUUGGACAAUUGAAAACGUUACUUGUUUUAUCACGUCCUCUGUGAUGAUUACAUAUCAAGUGAUGUUGUCUGUGUUGUAUGAGGUGCAGUGAGGAUGUGAGGCCUGUUGGACAAGAUUAUCGUUGAUAGAACCAAGAUUAAAAAAAAACAUUUAGUUACCUCAUAGUAGACAAAGGAUUUUGCAAUUACGUUCAAGUAUUGGAUUGUGCAAGUUUUCACCUAUAUUUACUUGCUGCCAUGUCGACAUUUGAGCCAGCAGACAGGAACAGUUGGUAUUUCGGCCCAAUGUCCCGCCAAGAUGCAACGGAUCUUUUGAUGGCCGAGAGAGAAGGUGGAGUCUUCCUGGUACGCGACAGUACUACCAUCAUGGGUGACUACGUUCUCUGCGUCAGAGAGGACAGCAAAGUCAGCCAUUAUAUCAUCAACAAAAUCCAGCAAGGUGAUCAAACUCGAUACAGGAUCGGUGAUCAAAUGUUUCCCGAUUUGCCCGCCUUAUUGUCUUUCUAUCGGCUGCAUUACCUGGAUACGACACCGCUCAUUAGGCCGGCGCCCAAGCGAGUCGAAAGGGUUGUAGCCAAAUACGAUUUUGAUGGAAGCGAUGCGGAUGAUUUGCCGUUCCGCAAGGGUGAAAUAUUGACCGUCAUCAGCAAGGACGAAGAACAAUGGUGGACGGCCAUGAAUAGCCUUGGAGUAACGGGUUCGAUACCUGUUCCAUACGUGCAAAAGCAUGAUGGAACAGAUGGAUUAAUUGGAGAAACCAGCAACAGAAUCAGCAACAGUCCGACAACACCAAAUGCUGCCCCGCAACAACAAGACAAGACUAAACGGCCAGCCAACAUCCAGCGCAAGUUGCCGGCUUACGCCCGAGUGAAACAAGCUCGUGUACCUAACGCUUACGACAAGACGGCCCUACGUUUGGAGGUGGGCGACACCGUCAAGGUGACCAAAAUGCAUAUCAACGGCCAGUGGGAAGGCGAACUUCACGGCAAGGUCGGCCAUUUCCCCUUCACUCACGUCGAGUUUAUCGAUUCGGAAAACGCUGACGAUGGGAUCGACAGCUGAAAAAUCGUUAAAGACAAGUUUAGAUAAAAAAAAAGAGGAAAGA
This is a messenger RNA of Daphnia carinata, 1280 nucleotides long. It is a transcript of the gene Crk, whose product is annotated as adapter molecule Crk-like. The transcript is spliced from 7 exons. The coding region runs from base 413 to 1237 and encodes 274 amino acids. The record is from RefSeq and is a predicted model, not a curated record. NCBI's taxonomy places the organism in Eukaryota, Metazoa, Arthropoda, Branchiopoda, Diplostraca, Daphniidae. Gene Ontology annotation, molecular function: protein binding.